This is a messenger RNA of Abrus precatorius (Indian licorice), 2952 nucleotides long. Its product is annotated as probable LRR receptor-like serine/threonine-protein kinase At3g47570. Gene Ontology annotation, biological process: protein phosphorylation. The record is from RefSeq and is a predicted model, not a curated record. NCBI's taxonomy places the organism in Eukaryota, Viridiplantae, Streptophyta, Magnoliopsida, Fabales, Fabaceae. Bases 1 to 2952 code for a protein of 983 amino acids. Gene Ontology annotation, molecular function: ATP binding; protein kinase activity; protein binding. The transcript has 3 exons.
AUGUUUCUGCUUUUUACUAUCAACUCACUUUUGUUUGUCCCAAACACAACUGCUUCUAUCUUAGAAAACCAAACCGAUUAUUUUGAGUUGCUCAAAUUCAAGGAAUCAAUAUCAAAUGAUCCGUAUAAAAAAUUGGCUUCUUGGACUAGUUCAAUCCAGUUUUGCAAGUGGCGUGGAGUCUCGUGCAAUCCCAUGCAACAAAGAGUUAUAGAGUUGAACUUAGAAGGAUAUAACUUGCAUGGACUCAUAUCUCCUCAUGUGGGCAAUCUCUCUUUUUUGACAAGUCUCAACCUUGGAAACAACAGCUUCUAUGGAAAAAUUCCACAAGAAUUGGGUCGGUUGUCACAAUUACAACAACUUUCUCUCACCAAUAACUCAUUGGAAGGGGAAAUGCCUACAAACUUGACAAGUUGCUCAAAUCUCAAAGAGUUACACUUAUUUGGUAACAAUUUGAUCGGUAAGAUACCAAUUGAAAUUGGCUCUCUUCAAAAGCUUCAAAGAAUGAGCAUUGCUGGAAAUAGUUUAACUGGAGCAAUCCCACCAAGUAUAGGGAAUCUGUCAUCCCUCACUUCUCUCUCAAUGGGUGUUAAUAAUUUAGAGGGAGAUAUUCCACAAGAAAUAUGUCACCUCAAAAGCUUGACAAUGAUAUCAAUGCAUGUCAACAAUUUGACUGGUACAUUUCCUUCUUGUCUUUUCAAUAUGUCAUCUCUUACUAUAAUUUCAGCUGCACAUAAUGAAUUCAAUGGCUCUCUUACACCAAACAUGUUCCACACCCUACCCAAACUCCGAGAAUUCCUACUUGGUGGGAACUAUAUCUCAGGUCCAAUACCAACUUCCAUUACAAAUGCAUCUAUCCUCCAAACACUUGAUAUUGGUCAAAACAAUUUGGUGGGCCAAGUUCCAAGUUUAGAAAAGCUACAAGAUCUUUGGUUCCUAAGUUUGUAUAACAAUUACCUAGGCAAUUUAUCCACCCAACUCAGUCAAUUAUAUCUUGGGGGUAAUCAAAUAUCAGGAAAAAUUCCUUCAGAGUUAGGGGAUCUAGUUGGUUUAACUGUCUUGACCAUGGAAGUUAACCACUUUAAAGGAAAUAUUCCAGCUACUUUUGGCAAGUUUUGGAAGCUGCAAAAGUUAGAAUUGAGUAGAAAUAAAUUGUCAGGAAAUAUGCCAUCUUUCAUAGGCAACCUAAGUAAGUUGUAUUAUCUGGGUAUAGGAGAAAACAUGUUAGAAGGAAAUAUUCCACCAAGUAUAGGAAACUGUCAGAAGUUACAAUAUCUUGACCUUUGGAAAAAUAACCUUAGAGGAACCAUACCCUUAGAGAUUUUUAGUCUCUUCUCUUUGACAAACAUGUUGGACUUGUCAAAAAACUUAUUGAGUGGCAAUCUACCUAGUGAAAUUGGCCAAUUAAAAAAUAUUGGGAAGUUGGAUGUAUCUGAGAAUCAUUUGUCUGGUGACAUUCCUGAAACCAUUGGAGAAUGCAUGAGCUUGGAGUACCUUUAUCUGCAUAGGAAUUCCUUUCAUGGAGUCAUACCAUCCUCUUUGGCUUCACUCAAAGGUCUUCGGCAAUUAGACAUAUCACAAAAUCGUUUGUCUGGAUCAAUUCCUAAAGGUUUGGAGAAUAUUUCCUUCUUAGAAUACUUCAAUGUAUCUUUUAACAUGUUGGAUGGUGAAUUACCAAUGGAAGGUGUCUUCAGAAAUGUAAGUGAGUUAGGAGUGAUUGGUAAUAAUAAGCUUUGCGGAGGUAUUUCAGAGCUACAUCUACCACCAUGCCCUAUCAAAGGUAAGAGACCUACAAGACACCAAAAUUUCAUGUUGAUAGUGAUGAUAGUUUGUGUGGUCACUUUUCUUCUCAUACUGCCAUUUAUUCUAUCUAUCUAUUGGGUGAGGAAAGGAAAUAAGAAAAAAUCUCUUGAUUCACCAAUAAUUGACCACCAUAGUAAGGUCUCAUACCAAAACCUACAUCAUGGAACUGAUGGGUUCUCAGCUAAAAACCUGAUAGGAUCAGGAAAUUUUGGUUCUGUGUACAAAGGAACUAUUGAGUUGGAAGACAAUGUUGUUGCCAUAAAGGUCCUAAACCUUCAAAAGAAGGGAGCUCAAAAGAGUUUCUUUGUGGAAUGUAAUGCAUUGAAGAACAUUAAGCAUCGAAACUUGGUUAAGAUUUUAACAUGUUGUUCCAGCAUUGAUUAUAAAGGUCAAGAAUUUAAAGCUCUAGUUUAUGAGUACAUGGCAAAUGGAAGUUUAGAAAGAUGGUUGCAUCCACCAAUAAAAAUUGCAGAUCAGCACAGAACAUUGAGCCUUGAUCAAAGAUUAAAUAUCAUUGUCGAUGUUGCUUCUGCAAUUCAUUAUCUUCACCAUGAAUGCGGGCAAGCAAUCGUUCAUUGUGAUUUGAAGCCAAGCAAUGUUCUUCUUGAUGAUUACUUGGUAGCUCAUGUGAGUGAUUUUGGUUUAGCAAGAUGGUUCUCAACUACUGCAACUUCUCCAAAGCAAACUAGCACGGUUGGAAUAAAGGGGACAAUUGGCUAUGCUCCUCCAGAAUAUGGAAUGGGUUCAGAGGUGUCCAUGGAAGGUGACAUAUAUAGUUUUGGAAUUCUUGUUUUGGAAAUGUUAACUGGAAGAAGACCUACACAUGAAAUGUUUGAAGAUGGUCAUAAUCUCCAUAACUAUGUCAAAAUCUCAAUUCCAAAUAACCUUUCCCAUGUUGUGGAUCCAACUAUUCUUCCCAAGGAAUUAAAGGAUGCUGCUAAUAGUGAAAGCCUGACCGUUAUGCAUCCCAACGUAGAGAAAUGUUUACUUUCACUUUUUAGGAUUGCACUUGCUUGUUCAACAGAAUCGCCAAAAGAAAGAACGAGUAUGGUUGAUGUCACUAGGGAACUUAAUCUAAUCAAAAGUUCCUUUUCUUCAGGAGAGAUCAAUGGAGAUUGGCUACCUGAGAACCACAAAAUACAAAAUGUAUAA